AUGACAGUCGCAAUACAUCAAACAGCAGGGCCCUAUACCUGGCACAAGCAUUUUCCGAUCGCCCGAAAGGGCCUUAGUCAAUCGCCGAUCACCAUCGUUCCGCGUAAGACGGAGUACGACGAUGCUCUCACGGGCAUUCCCCUUUGGGUCUCCUACCGAGAGGAAGAAGAUGUCAAGCUGAAGAACAACGGACACAGCUUAGAAUUUGACCGGCGGUCACUUGUCAACAAGCAGUUCAGAUUGGCACAGUUCCACCUGCACUGGGGAGCAGACGACACACGGGGAUCGGAGCAUACGAUUGACUGGAAGCAGUUCGCAGCCGAGCUUCACCUCGUCCACUGGAACACGAAGUAUGGCAGCUUCGCGGGGGCUGUUGACAAGAGUGACGGACUUGCCGUUCUCGGGGUUAUGAUCAAGACUGGCAAGGAACAUCCCUUUUUCUCCGUCGUGUCGGACAACGUAUACAGAUUGAUUCAACCUGGUAGCAUGGUGACCGUCCUCAGCUCCCUCGACCCUACCGACCUGUUGCCAGCCAACAUCAUGGACUACUGGACGUACGAGGGCUCUCCCACAACCCCGCCUCUCUAUGAAAGUGUCCAGUGGAUUGUCUUCAAAAGAGCCGUAGAGUUCUCUUCCGAUCAGCUGGCCGCUCUUCGGAGACUCAUUGAUUCAGAUCGCAACCAAAUGCAGGACAACUUCCGACCUCCCCAACCACUAAAAGGGAGAAACGUCAGGGCCGCCUUUCAAUGGAACCUUGUGUAA
Molecule: messenger RNA, 762 nt
Organism: Dreissena polymorpha
Lineage: Eukaryota; Metazoa; Mollusca; Bivalvia; Myida; Dreissenidae
Product: carbonic anhydrase-like
Exons: 7
Coding region: 1-762 (253 amino acids)
Cellular component (GO): cytoplasm
Molecular function (GO): carbonate dehydratase activity; zinc ion binding
Source: RefSeq, a predicted model, not a curated record